Molecule: messenger RNA, 237 nt
Organism: Phytomonas sp. EM1
Lineage: Eukaryota; Euglenozoa; Kinetoplastea; Trypanosomatida; Trypanosomatidae
Source: the annotation of a GenBank genome assembly
AUGAAUCCCCUGGGGGACUUCUCCUCUCCUUUUAGUAUAAUUGAUUUGUUACCUUCUUUUGAUUGCUCCUCAGGUCCACGUGGUGCAUUGUUGAAUUAUGUCAAAAUGCAGAAAGGCGUUCUAGCCCGUCUGGUCUAUAAAUGCUUUUCUCUUUUGUAUUAUAAAGAAAAGCUUAUAGCGGAAAUAUCACCAAUAUAUGCUCUUGUCAUACUAUUCUGGUAUGUUGUACAUUAUUGA